AGUUCCCCGGGCGGUGGGGACGGCGCACGCACCCCGAAUCACUUGUCAGCGCUAGUCGGAGGCGGAGGCAGCGCCGCGCCGCGCCGCAGUGGAGUUUCUUUCGUUUUCUGAGAUUGGACUUUGAGCUAUCAGAGCCAUGAGCAACUACAGUGUGUCCUUGGUUGGCCCAGCUCCUUGGGGUUUCCGGCUGCAAGGUGGCAAGGAUUUCAACAUGCCUCUGACAAUCUCUAGUCUCAAAGAUGGCGGCAAAGCAUCCCAGGCAAAUGUAAGAAUAGGCGAUGUGGUUCUCAGCAUUGAUGGAAUAAGUGCACAUGGAAUGACUCAUCUUGAAGCCCAGAACAAGAUUAAGGGUUGUACAGGCUCUUUGAACAUGACUCUGCAAAGGGCAUCUGCUACACCCAAGCCUGAGCCAGUUGCCGUGCAGAAGGGAGAACCUAAAGAAGUAGUUAAACCUGUGCCCAUUACAUCUCCUGCUGUGUCCAAAGUCACUUCCACAACCAACAUGGCCUACAAUAAGGCACCACGACCCUUUGGUUCUGUGUCUUCACCAAAAGUCACAUCCAUCCCAUCACCAUCGUCUGCCUUCACCCCAGCCCAUGCGACCACUUCAUCACAUGCUUCCCCUCCACCCGUGGCUGCUGUCACUCCUCCCUCAUUUGCUGCAUCCGGACUGCAUGCUAAUGCCAGUCUUAGUGCUGACCAGCGUUCAUCUGCACUGAGCGCUGGUAAACCUGCAGUUAAUGUCCCACGGCAGCCCACAGUCACCACCGCGUGUUCCGAGACUGCUCAGGAGCUAGCAGAGGGGCAGAGAAGAGGAUCCCAGGGUGACAUUAAACAGCAAAAUGGCCCACCAAGAAAACACAUUGUGGAGCGCAAUACGGAGUUUUAUCACAUACCAACUCAUAGUGAUGCCAGCAAGAAGAGACUGAUUGAGGACACUGAAGAUUGGCGUCCACGGACUGGAACGACUCAGUCUCGUUCUUUCCGAAUCCUCGCCCAGAUCACUGGAACUGAGCAUCUGAAAGAAUCGGAUACUGAAAAUACAAAGAAGGCAAACAACACCCACGAGACUUCUCAGCAGUUGUCUCCAUCAGUAGCUUCAGCACGGAGCAUGCCUGAGAGGCAGGAGAGCCCAGCCUCCACCAGACCAGGGAUGGCGGGUCUCACAACUGCUGCUGCCUUUAAGCCUCCAGGACCUACUAAUAUUGUCAAGUCACCAAGCUGGCCACACCCCAACCAAGCAGCACUUUCCACUGGAAGAAUCUCGAACAGUGCAACUUCGUCUGGGGCAGUAGCACCAGCCAACUCAGCAGGGGGACAGCCCCAGCCCGGUGACCAGGACACUUUAGUGCAAAGAGCUGAGCACAUUCCAGCAGGGAAACGAACUCCAAUGUGUGCCCACUGUAACCAGGUCAUCAGGGGACCGUUCCUAGUGGCACUGGGGAAAUCUUGGCAUCCAGAAGAAUUUAACUGUGCUCACUGCAAAAAUACAAUGGCCUACAUUGGGUUUGUAGAGGAGAAGGGAGCCCUGUAUUGUGAGCUGUGCUAUGAGAAAUUCUUUGCUCCUGAAUGUGGGCGAUGCCAAAGGAAGAUCCUCGGAGAAGUCAUCAAUGCUCUGAAACAAACUUGGCACGUUUCCUGUUUUGUUUGUGUGGCCUGUGGAAAACCCAUUCGUAAUAAUGUUUUUCAUUUGGAGGAUGGUGAACCCUACUGUGAGACUGAUUAUUACGCCCUUUUUGGUACCAUAUGCCAUGGCUGUGAAUUUCCCAUAGAAGCUGGCGACAUGUUCCUGGAGGCCCUGGGCUAUACCUGGCAUGACACUUGCUUUGUAUGCUCAGUAUGUUGUGAAAGUUUGGAAGGUCAGACCUUUUUCUCCAAGAAGGACAAGCCGCUUUGCAAGAAACAUGCUCAUUCUGUGAAUUUUUAAAAGUCAACAGUUCAGGGGUGGAGAAGAAAUUUGAAGAGAAAGAGGAGAAUUGGAAUUACCAAUUAAUUUUUAGAUUUAAUAUUUAUGGGAAUUUUGAAAAAUAAUAGUGGCCCUGGAGGGAUAAAUUCCAGCUUUAAAAACCAAGUCUAUGAGGAAAUAUUUGGCUUCAUAAAGUAAAGGGACAGUUUGGCAUUUAUGAUUACUUUUUUCCUGUAUUUUCUGUCCAUGAAAUUUUUACAAAAACCAAUUUCCUGGUUGACUAUUAAAUUCAUCAUAGAAUAAAUAAGUGGAGAAUUAAAUUUUAGAAUAAAACCUCUAACAUCUAUGCUGAAUUAAUGAUACUUUCUUGCCUUGUUAGGUAGUUCUGAGUAAAUCUGUAAAAGGCAAUGAAAAUUGCCUUACACUCUAUCAUUAAAUGUAUUUUUUUUAAAAAUAGUGCUUAUCUUUAAAAGAGGAAAUAGGAGUUUAAACAGAAUUUUAUCAGUAGUAGGUGUCAGUUUUUUAAAAAACUGCUAUGUACUUUUUUAAAUCUUACUGAUCAUUCCAGUGGGAAAACUAGUAAGAUUUUCAUCAAAAUGUGCCAUGCCAAUAAGAGAUGUUAUCUGUUUCUCUUAUCCAGCCCCCCAAAAGCCACCACAUUGCUUACAAAUUUCAAAUUUUUGCCUAUUAUUAAAACAUGACCAUUUCUAUCCAUUGUGUAUAUUUUAUCACCUAUAUUAGUGAAGCUCCCAUUUUUUUCCCCUUCCCUCAUGCUGAGGUCGAGAGAGUGAGUUAGAAUAGAGUGAGGUUAGGAGUUACAGGAAGUCAGAGGACUACAUUCAAAAAAAUUUUUUAAAAUUCUCCCCUUUUCAGACAGUGAAUCCAUUACAUCAGUUUCAGGUUUGUACUACUGACUGAUAAAGGUUUGAGAACUGUCUUUGAAGAAUAAUUUUUUUCUUAGUUCUACAUUAGAAAAGUAAAAUAUUGGCUUGGGGAUGUGAUAAAAAUCUAAGUGUUUUUUUUUUUUUUCUUUCUUUUCUUUUCGUAGUUCUCUCUCAGGAAUAUAUAAAUCACUUCCAAGUGUGAUCACGAUGUUUGGAAAGCUUUUAUUCCAAGAGACUGGUAGUAUAGGAGGGGAACGUGAUCAGUUAUUCAUACUGGCUCAUUAUUUGUUUUCUUUAUUUGGGGAAAAAAUUAUGUAGCCCAUGAAGACAGAGCAACAGUUGUGAAAUUGUGAAUCCUAUUGGUAUUUGCCCAGUGGGAAAACAGAUUAUGACAUUUGAUAGUUUUUCUCUUUGUUUCCAGAAUGGAUGAAAGCCCACAAUCCCACUAAAAAAUACUAAUGUGUCUGGGGUGAGGUGCUUAAAGUUGAGACAGAGCCCAAGUCCUCCUCCCUGCCCCAUAACUCACAAAGGACUUCGUUUCCAUUGUGUGCAUAUUUGUUAUAGAGGGAGGUUUUAGGCUCUGAUAUUUGUUUAACCUCCCUAAGAACUUUUCAAGGCAUCUGUCCUGAAAGUUGUUCAUUUACGGUCUAGCAGAUUUGUAUUAUAUGAAGAUAAUAAUUAACUGAGAGUCAGAGCAUGAGAGGGUGACAAGAAGUGGUUUCACCAGUAGCAACCCUGAACUGCCUUCUCACCCUGCAUCUGUAGGGAGGCAGGAAGUUUUACUUUUGAAAUAAAGUGCUGGAACUGAAUUGUACAUUAUUUCUCAUUGCUGCUGAAACCACCGGUAGCGUCCAUGCUGGCUGAUGUGCGUUAUCACAUAACUUCGUGUCAGCCUCUUGCUUUACACAAUAUAAAGAAAUUGGUGUUUCUGUUUGGAUGUUUAGUAGAGAUGAUUUUUUUUUUUUUUUUUUUUGGUGUUGUUUAGUUUUGCCUUUGUAGAUUCUAUGCCAAGAUAGUAUUUGAAAAGUCAGUGACAUUUGGGUAUUUCCUUUCCAGAAUUUUAUUUGACCGGGAUUUCUUAUUAAGUUAUCUGACAUUAAGGAUGUCAUUUUUAUUAGACUUCUCAUUGUGCACAUUAUUUCAUGGAGCUUAAUGUUGUAUUCCUCUAAAUUUUAUCCCUAAAAAGAUAACAUUGCUUCUUAAUUUAUCAUUUUGUCUUUGUGCUUUGUUCUUCUUCUUUGUGACAAAGCUUUAUAUCUAUUCUAAAUCAGUUAAUCCUGUGAAAUAAGUAUUGACUAUAACCCAGAAGAAUCUCUGUAUUUUCCAGUGGGGAAUGAAUGCUAUAUUUAAUACACCAGCGUUAAUCUUUUAAUAACUGGCAGAGCACUUUAUUCUUCUGGUGAGCUCCCUGAAUAUUUAUUUAUCUGAUUAUAAAUAUUCCAUGUCAGUAGCAUUUUUUUAAUUAUUACCUCUUUACUGUAGAGCAUUUACUUUUAGUAUUUCUUGAUGUAUAUUUUGGAAUGCUGUACUUAGUAUAAUACAGAUUUAAAUUACAGUAUAUGACUCUUAAACAUCUUUACUUGUAUUUCCCAGAUUGAAAAUACUAGCAAUAGCUUCCAGUUUCUAACUUUUCUCUAGACUUAAAAGGGCUGCAUUUUGCCCGCUAGAGUGGCAGCCUAGAGAGGAUCCCUGCCGCUUGUGCUUAGAGUAGCGUACCUAUUUCUUAUUGAUUCAGGCUACAGUUAGAGUCUAAAACUAAAGCCUAGUGAUUUGGUCACAGUAGGAAGACAAACAGAAAUAAGAGUUUAAAUCUUCAAAAUUUAGUGUAGCCUAUCGUUAAAAUUAUCUACAACAAAAUUGUUUUCAUGGUGCCAUUUUUAAGGGGCCGUAUAUUAUUUAUAGAAAAUAAUUCCUUCCUCUCCCUUGUUCAAGUAUGAAUCUGUGUUACAGUCACAGUUUUGUGAGGUUUAGAGCUUUUUUCAUCAUCUCUGUUGAAAGGAAAGGCUUUUCAGACAUAAGGGAAGGGAAAACAAUGAAAAACUUGACCCAAAUCUAGGGCAGUUUCAGUUUGUCAUCUUUCUUCUCCAUAUUUUAAGGUAUUGGGUUUGGAUUCUCAAAGUAUCAUUUGCCUUAUCUGUUAAUCUCUAUUUUCUGUCUCUUUACAUUUGUAUACAUCUGUACUGUUUUGCUUUUGGAUACAUUUUCUAAUUAAAAACCACGUGAGAAAUAUGAUCAGUGUAGUAAUACCUUAAUGUGCACAUGCUGAAUAAAUAAAUGGCUGCAGUGAUAUAAA
Messenger RNA from Neogale vison (American mink), 5083 nucleotides. It is a transcript of the gene PDLIM5, whose product is annotated as PDZ and LIM domain 5. Gene Ontology annotation, molecular function: muscle alpha-actinin binding; actin binding. The transcript is spliced from 13 exons. Gene Ontology annotation, cellular component: stress fiber; Z disc; filamentous actin. Gene Ontology annotation, biological process: heart development; muscle structure development; actin cytoskeleton organization. NCBI's taxonomy places the organism in Eukaryota, Metazoa, Chordata, Mammalia, Carnivora, Mustelidae. Bases 137 to 1927 code for a protein of 596 amino acids. The record is from RefSeq and is a predicted model, not a curated record.